AUGAAGACAUUAAGAUAUCUCUCUCUCGAGAUUGAGAAAAAUCCCCCAGCCCAAGGAAAAAAGGGCUUAAAGAUACCUGUUCCAGGUAAUCCUGCAGUACCGGUGAUAGCUAGUGCAGGAAUGCCCACUGCUGGAAUUCCCACUGCUGGAAUACCCAGUGCUGGAAUACCAGGUGCUGCGAUGCCUAGUGCGGGUAUACCUGCUGCUGGGAUGCCUGGUGCUGGGAUGCCCGGCUCUGGAAUGCCUGGUGGUGGAAUACCUGGUCCUGGAAUACCCGGUCCUGGAAUACCUAGUGCCGGAAUACCCGGUCCUGGAAUACCUGGUCCUGCAAUGCCAGGUCCUGCAAUGCCCGGUCCCGCAAUGCCCGGUCCCGCAAUGCCAGGUCCUGCAAUGCCCGGUCCCGCAAUGCCCGGUCCUGCAAUGCCCGGUCCAGCAAUACCUGGUCCCGCAAUGCCCGGUCCAGCAAUACCUGGCCCAGCAAUACCUGGUCCUGCAAUACCUGGUGCUGGCAUCCCCAGUGCAGGAGGAGAAGAGCAUGUCUUCUUGACUGUAGGAUCAAAGGAGGCCAAUAAUGGGCCACCAUUUAACUUCCCUGGUAAUUUUGGUGGGCCCAAUGCCUUUGGGCCACCACUCCCCCCUCCAGGAUUAGGGGGUGCCUUUGGUGAUGUUAGGCCUGUUAUGCCUUCGGUUGGAAAUAGUGGUUUGCCUGGCCUAGGACUGGAGGUUCCAGGUUUUGGAGGUGCACCAAAUAAUAUAAGUGGGCCAUCAGGAUUUGGGGGCAUCCCUCAGAACUUUGGAAAUGGCCCAGGUAGUUUAAAUGCUCCUCCUGGUUUUGGAAGUGGACCCCCUGGUCUUGGAAGUGUUCCUGGGCAUUUGAGUGGGCCACCAGCCUUUGGGCCAGGGCCUGGGCCUGGCCCCAUCCAUAUUGGGGGUCCCCCUGGCUUUGGAGCUAGCUCUGGAAAACCAGGACCUACAAUAAUUAAGGUGCAGAACAUGCCUUUUACUGUAUCUAUUGAUGAAAUUUUAGAUUUCUUUUAUGGUUAUCAAGUAAUUCCGGGUUCAGUAUGUUUAAAAUACAAUGAAAAAGGUAUGCCUACAGGUGAAGCCAUGGUGGCCUUUGAAUCUCGGGAUGAAGCCACAGCUGCUGUCAUUGAUUUAAAUGAUAGACCUAUAGGUUCAAGAAAGGUAAAACUCGUUUUAGGGUAGCCGUUCACAUCAGUUUCUUAUUGAGUAUAUCUUUAUUUUGCUGUGAUUAAUGCAUCCAGAUUGUUUUCCUAGUAGUUCCAGGUUAGAACCUGUGGAUUGUUUCAAUUGCAGAUAGAUUGGUUUCUAUACACAGAGCAUUGGUUGGCUGUUUUACAACUCACAGAAUAAAUAUUGCAAUUUGUUACAGUAAAGCUAUCUGGAGAGAACACAAAAAUAACUUUGGCAUACAGUAGAGACCAUUUGUAAUACUCGAUCAUAUAAAGCGUAUCAAGGAAUCUAGAUUGGUUUUCUUUUAUACCACAUGGGAUGAAGAAAAUAGAAACGUGAGUAGAGCUCGUGGAGGGGGCUUGUGCCAGUGCUGACAAUUAGAAGUUGGCUACUUUUGCAAUUUGAUUUAAAGCUGGACAUACCUGCUUUGUUAUAGGCUCAAAGCUUUGUCUGAAACCUUCAUUUUCUUUUAAAAUUGAAUAAAGUCUCUGUAUCCAGAAA
This is a messenger RNA of Apodemus sylvaticus (European woodmouse), 1695 nucleotides long. RefSeq names its product RNA-binding protein 12-like. Gene Ontology annotation, cellular component: ribonucleoprotein complex; nucleoplasm. Lineage: Eukaryota; Metazoa; Chordata; Mammalia; Rodentia; Muridae. The record is from RefSeq and is a predicted model, not a curated record. The coding region runs from base 1 to 1206 and encodes 401 amino acids. Gene Ontology annotation, molecular function: RNA binding. Gene Ontology annotation, biological process: regulation of RNA splicing. The transcript has 2 exons.